AUGAUCAAUCAAGCCAAAGUCCAGAAUAUAAUUCUACGUCCAAUAUUCAUAAUGCCCUUGGCUCCACAUUAUCCCAGAAAGACAAGGAGAGGGCUCAAGCUUUGGCUCAUCCACACCACCCUUACCAACUGUCACAAGAUGGCGAUGGCAACCUCUGUUUCAGGCCAAGUUCCUGUGAAAGUCUUACACCGGGAUGGCUCAAUCAGCAACUCCCUUAUCAUGGAUCAAGCACUGUCUGACUGGCCCCCUUUGAAAGCUCCAGAGGGAUGUGCACCUCCCAAUACUCACAUACAAAGGGGUUUACUUGCAGACUGGGGAUUUGCAGCUGUAUUUGAAGAUACUGAAGAGAACAUUCUUGAUGACGAUGACCACUAUUUUGGAUUGAAACCUGGUGACGUCCAGAAGCUGCAAGAGUUGGUGAAGUCCAUGCUAUCCACCGUUAACCAUGAGGAAGAAAUAAUCCGCUCCAACCAGAGUGUCUAUUUGCCGGAUUCAUUUUUACGUCAUAAUCAACCUGAGUGGACAUUGGAUGUUGCAGAGGAGAGAUCAGAGGGCUGGCAAGUUGAUAAUGGAAAUCAUGUUCUUGAGCGUACAGGGACAGAGCCUUUUAUGGCGGUGGAAGUGCAAAAUGCACAGCCUGGUGACUGGAUUCAACACACUGCCCAUCACAACCUGCAGUUGUUCUAUUACACAUUGCUGGCCAUGUGUGUCUUGAUGGUAAAGCCCUAUGAGAUGAAAGAUGUAAAUGCUAAAGAAAAGGAUGACAUCAAGAAAUGGCUAAGUCCCGAGUUCACUUCAAUGUUUACCCGCUCUGAUUCUGCUUUCCACAAGUAUCAGACCUUUGGCAGAGUUGAUGGUCUCAGCUUGUUUCUUCAAAACUAUGUAUCUGAAUACUUUGCCUUUAUGAUCCCUUACUUCAAGCACCUCUGCAAGGUUCGGUUUGGGUCCACAUUGUUCCUCUCAAAAAGAUGUGUAGAGGCAGGUCCGCCACCAUUCUUUGUACUGUCAUAUGCCUCCCAUGGCAAUGUUCUUGAUAUCCUCGGGGAAGCUCUAGAGGAAAUUCAAUGCAAUGAAAGGUGGAAGAAUCUGAGGAGGCCUUUUAGCAGACUAUCAGGGUUUGUCCAUCAUCUGGAUCUUUGGAGGUCCAAUGACGAGCAAUUUGCAUUUUAG
Messenger RNA from Serpula lacrymans var. lacrymans S7.9, 1170 nucleotides. RefSeq lists its product as uncharacterized. The transcript is spliced from 6 exons. Lineage: Eukaryota; Fungi; Basidiomycota; Agaricomycetes; Boletales; Serpulaceae. Bases 1 to 1170 code for a protein of 389 amino acids. The record is from RefSeq and is a predicted model, not a curated record.